GGAGCACAGCCUAUAUAACUUCUCCGAGAGGUCAGAAACUCAACGUCAGUUAUAAGCUCGCGCACAGUACUUUCGACAAACCCCUGUCCUUCGAUUACUCUAGCGGCAAAGUAAAUCGCUAGUCAAACAUAAAUUCUUCCUUCCUUCAGAUUCCCUCCUCAAGUUCUCGACGCACCUCUUCCUUCGUCUUUCUGAGAACAUCUUGUUGAUCGCCUCUGAUUUCUUUGAUUUUUUGAGUCGAGGUCCAUGAACAAUUUAAGUGGGAAAAAUGAGGAGGCCGAGUGGGAGGUGAGGCCAGGUGGCAUGCUCGUACAGAGAAGAGAAGAGAAUGGACAUGAUCACCAAAACCAUCAUCAUCGUCAUCAUCAUCAUGAAGCGGCUGCUAGUGGAUCCACGAUCAAAAUCAACGUCUCUCAUGGUCCUGCUCAGCAUGAGGUCUCUCUUCCUGCGAACUCCACUUUCGGGGAUGUGAAGAAAGUUAUUGCACAAAAAACUGGGUUGGAGCCCGGAGUGCAGAAAAUCUUGUUCCGGGGACAAGAGAAAGAAGACAAUGAGGAGUUGCAUACAGCUGGUGUGAAGGAUAAGUCAAAAGUCUUGCUCUUGAAGGACCCAGAAAGUAAAGAGAAGAAUGUUGAGCAUUCAGAGGAAAGUGAAGCAAGGUCAAAGGCUCUUGCUGCUGUCGCUGGAGUGAGGGAAGAGAUUGAUAAACUCUCUGAAAGGGUUGCUGCCCUGGAAGUGGCUGUCAAUAGUGGCACGAAGGUUGUGAAUGAGGAAUUUGAUAUGUCGGCAGAGUUGCUCAUGAGACAAUUGUUGAAACUGGAUAGCAUUGAAGCUGAAGGAGAAGCAAAAAUGCAGAGAAAGGCUGAGGUAUGUCGUGUUCAGAGUUUCCAUGACACCCUGGAUAAUCUAAAGGCCAGAAAUUCAAACCCAGUUAUCAACAGUAGCAAGACUGUGUCAUUGACUACCAAAUGGGAGACUUUUGAAUCUGGAAUGGGAAGCUUGGAGGCACCUCCCCCGGCAACAACUUCAACGAAGGUGACUCAGGAUUGGGAGCAGUUUGAUUAGACUAAUGUCUUGUGUAAUUCUGGUUGUAUGAUUGUUUGGUGCAUAAAAUAUAUACCAUUCACCAUACUGAAAAUCAUAUAUUCUUCUGAUAGCAGAAUGAUAUUUUGCUUAAACGGCGCUGCAUUUUGCGCCAAGGAUGUAGAAAUUAAUUUUUUAUUUAUUAGCGGCAUGGUUUAAAAUCCAAUUAAUGCUUGUCA
Messenger RNA from Carica papaya (papaya), 1262 nucleotides. RefSeq names its product BCL-2-associated athanogene 4 (gene BAG4). Gene Ontology annotation, molecular function: adenyl-nucleotide exchange factor activity; protein-folding chaperone binding. Gene Ontology annotation, biological process: protein stabilization. Lineage: Eukaryota; Viridiplantae; Streptophyta; Magnoliopsida; Brassicales; Caricaceae. Gene Ontology annotation, cellular component: cytoplasm. The record is from RefSeq and is a predicted model, not a curated record.